This is a messenger RNA of Cordyceps fumosorosea ARSEF 2679, 1698 nucleotides long. RefSeq names its product Heat shock protein Hsp70. The transcript is spliced from 3 exons. Gene Ontology annotation, molecular function: ATP binding; ATP-dependent protein folding chaperone. The record is from RefSeq and is a predicted model, not a curated record. Gene Ontology annotation, cellular component: cytosol; nucleus. Gene Ontology annotation, biological process: protein folding. The coding region runs from base 1 to 1698 and encodes 565 amino acids. Lineage: Eukaryota; Fungi; Ascomycota; Sordariomycetes; Hypocreales; Cordycipitaceae.
AUGGUUGCGCCCGUCGACCCCAACGACCGUGUGGUCAUUGGCCUCACCUUUGGCAACUCCAACAGUUCCAUUGCCUACACUGUGGAUGACAAGGCUGAGGUCAUCGCCAACGAGGACGGUGACCGUCAAAUUCCCACCGUCCUCUCCUACGUCGACGGCGACGAGUACUACGGCGCCCAGGCCAAGGCAUUCCUCGUCCGCAACCCCAACAACACCAUUGCCUACUUCCGCGACUUCCUCGGCAAGGACUUCAAGUCGAUCGACCCCACGCAUUGCCACGCCGCCGCCCACCCCAAGGACAUCUCCGGCCAUAUCUCCUUCACCGUCCAGGACAAGGCUCAAGAAGAAGACGAGGAGGAGAAGGAGAUUGAGCUCUCGACUGUUUCCAUUGACGAGACCGCUACCCGCUACAUUCGCCGCCUCGUUACUUCGGCCUCUGACUACCUCGGCAAAACUGUCACCUCAACCGUCAUCACCGUCCCCACCAACUUCAACGACAAGCAGCGUGCGGCUCUGAGCAAGGCUGCUGAAGCUGCCGGCCUCGAGGUUCUGCAGCUCAUCUCGGACCCUAUCGCCGCUGUGCUGGCCUACGAUGCCCGUAAGGAGGCAGUUAUCAGCGACAAGAUUGUUGUCGUCGCCGAUUUUGGCGGCACUCGUUCCGACGUGACCGUCGUCGCCUCGCGCGGCGGCAUGUACACCAUCCUGGCCACCGUCCACGACUAUGACUUCGCCGGCGUCCACCUCGACAACGCCCUCAUGGACCACUUCGCCAAGGAGUUCAUCAAGAAGCACGAAGUCGAUCCCCGCGGCAACGCCCGCUCCCUCGCGAAGCUGCGCCUCGAAUCUGAGGCCGCAAAGAAAGCUCUCUCCAUCGGCUCCAACGCUCAGUUCUCCGUCGAAAGCCUGGCUGAUGGCUUUGACUUCUCCUGCACCAUCAACCGUGUCCGCUACGAAAUGGUUGGCCGCAAGGUCUUCGAGGGCUUCAACCGCCUCGUUGAGAGCGCUGUCAAGAAGGCCGAGCUCGAUGUCCUCGACGUUGACGAGGUCAUCAUGUGCGGUGGCACCUCUCACACCCCCCGCGUCGCCAACAACCUGGCUGGCAUUUUCCCCGAAACCACCACCAUUCUCGCCCCUGCCACCAGCACCGUCGCCAUAAACCCCUCCGAGCUCCAGGCCCGCGGCGCCGCCCUCCAGGCGUCCCUGAUUCAGGAGUACGAGGCCGCCGACAUUGAACAGUCUACCCACGCUGCCGUCACCACCGUUAAGCACACUGCCAACGCCAUCGGCGUCGUCACCGUCGGCGCGGACGGCGAGACCUUCACCCCCAUCAUGCAGGCCGAGACUGCCGUUCCUGCCCGCCGCACCGUACACAUUCCUACGCCGAAGAGCGGCGGUGAUGUUCUCAUUAAGGUCGUCGAAGGCGGCACGCACAUCAAGGUCACCAAGCCUGAGCCUAAGCCCGAGCAAAACGGCGACAAUGAUGAGGAUGACUCCGAUUUUGACAGCGACGAGGAGGACGAGGAGAAGCGCGAGAAGCUCUGGAAGAUUGGAUCGCCGCUGGCCGAGGCCGCCAUCAAAGGGGUCAAGGCCGGUGCCAAGGUCGAGGUCACAAUAAACGUACUUGGCGACCUGAGUGUGACCAUUACCAUCCGCGAGGUCGGCGGCAAGGGCGGUGUUCGCGGCACUCUUGCCGCAUAA